UUUCGCUCCGCUGGCUGCGGUGCUGCGCGUUUCACGGCGUAUCACAACACCGCCAGCCUUCAGGCGCACAAGACGAACACGAUAGCGUACCGCAGCUCUGGGCGUUUGACGUUUAUCUCCCGACGGCUGUAAAGCGAAGAAGGUCUCGACAUCUGAGGUGUUACACUUCCGUGCGAGUAACUUUCCGAGAGGUUCCGCAUCUGUACAGGAGCGCUGACUUGUUUGUGAGCUACUAAGCAAAACUUUCUUCGUUAAAGAUGCUGAGGUCCGUGUCUCCGCAGCUGUCUCCAGGCAGCAACAGCUCGACUCCGCCGCCGUCGCUGACGCCGGACCAGGCGAGCGUGCUGGAGGCGCAGUUCCAGCGCCUCAAGAACCCCCACCCCACGGACCUCAUCCUGCUCGCCGCCGAGACGGGGCUCGACGAGCGGCAAGUCCAGGCUUGGUUCAACAUGCGGCUGGCUGCCUGGAGGAAGGAGCAGGGAUUGCCAGCAAGUUUUGGCCACUUCAACAGCUACUGAUUCGAAAUUUUAGACCCACUUCGCUCUAGUAAGAAAAGCGAUGAAUUAACUAAAGAAAUAAGCACCAAAGGUUUAUUAAUCUCCUUAAAAGACAGCUACAUGAAUUCAGUUUUUUGUUGUGAUUUGUUUUGAUAGUAGAUCAUGUGUGAAAAUUUAAGUGUAUAUAUUUAUUUAUACAUUACAGAGUACUCGAAAAUGUGUUUUAUACUGAUGUUUCAAACUUUAGAUGUAUACAUUUUGUAAAUGAUUUCUGGUACCUUACAGACUGAAUAAUUCAGAGUGAGUAUCUUCAUUUGACACCAGUAUACUGUAACUAAUGAUUCCUUCUCAAAAUUUAUUUGUUACAUCUUCAACUACUUCAUAUGGUGUCUCAUUCUGCAGAAAUACGACAGAAACCGUGGGUAAAGAUUUAUUUAGCAUCCAUAAUCUCCCAGUAAGAGAAAACAAAAUGGUGAUAGAACUGGCUCACUCCUGAGACAUGAUCUAUGUUGCAUCAUAUAAAGGACAGCUUGUAUUGCUAAUGUUAACAAUUGUCAUGAGCGUACAUAUUAGUUGAUUAACUUAGUAUUGAUGUACAUUGCCUUUCUCCUGAAUAAUUUUCCACAUCAGAUAGAAUAUAGAACUAUUUUUCUAUACAGUUUUAAGAAUUUAGUGUUAUGUUAGCACAAAUCUGUAAACUUUAUCUGUAGACUAGUAGCUUAGGAAAGAUUAGUUGUAUCAUUAUUUGUAAAUUACCCAUGUUGUAUGUAUUCUAAUGUUACAUUAAUUCAAUUCAGAAGAUGUACUGUCAAAGAGCUAUAUGUUUGUUAAAAAUAAAUACAGUAUAUAAUGAUUAGCAAAUCAAA
Molecule: messenger RNA, 1363 nt
Organism: Schistocerca gregaria
Lineage: Eukaryota; Metazoa; Arthropoda; Insecta; Orthoptera; Acrididae
Product: homeodomain-only protein-like
Exons: 5
Coding region: 258-518 (86 amino acids)
Biological process (GO): regulation of transcription by RNA polymerase II; cell differentiation
Cellular component (GO): nucleus
Molecular function (GO): DNA binding
Source: RefSeq, a predicted model, not a curated record